AAUGAUUUCAUGUAAAUUUCCGCAGCGCAACAGACGAUGAUGAGCAGCAGCAGCAGUUUGGACGAGCUGGUGGUCGACAGGGCUGACUUGUCGGCAGCCGUUGAUCGUGCAAAGCACGCACGCCAACUGCAGGAGGAUGUGGGCACCCGCCCGCUUCGAGAAGGAAUGUUGGCCGCAGUCCUGGCUCCGGACGUGUGCGACCUGGUGCAACAACUUGAACAAGCCAUGGGGGAAAAGCGACUCGAACAGCGCCAAGCUGCCAUUCGGGAGGCUCGCACGGCACUUCUCGAGCUCGCGUGGCCCGCACCAGCCCAGCCGCCACGUGACGAUGACAGCGAAGGAACUGAGCCGCGUGAAAGCGUCUCAACGGCGUCCACGGCCACGCCAUCCUUACCAUCGUCCAUCACAUCGCUGCCGAUUGAAGCGUGCGUGGCGGCGUGUCGGGUGAAGAUUGAGUACCACUUUGGCGUUGGCGAUAAUGCAGCAUCCCUCAAGCAACAGCCGGAGCUCAUGCUCGACUUUGUCACGCGACUCUUGGAGACCGCCAUGCGCGACCUCCACACGUGGCGGAGACGACUGCGCUCAUCAUGGGAGGGAUCAAUUCAGACGCUUGUCAGCGGCGUAAACGCAGCUGUGGCGCCGUACAUGUGCGACCACCUGGCAGAGGUGGAAUUCGAUGUGCUGAAACACGCAGACGCGGUCAACGCAGUGAUUGCUUAUGAUGACGACAUUCGUGAUCUCACCAACGGCACCAUCUCCCACACCGACUCGUUGUUUGGCGCUAUUCUUGAACGAUUGCCACCGCUUGCUCGGCUGCUGGCAGCGCGGGCACAGGCAGCUAUCACAAACAUCAUUCACGCCGCAUAUGACCGAAGCAACGACGAUGGUGAUGACGAUGAUGAUGACGAUGAUGAUGAAAUUGCUAACGAGGACGACGACAACGUUGAGGAUCGAAGUGAAGAUGAACACGCGACCACAGAUGCAUCUGUACUGUCGCGAAUCGAAGCAAAGAUCCAGGAGCGAACAGAUGCGCGCAUGUGCAUGUGGACACGGGCCGCUCUUCACACGUGUUUGUCCGACGCACAUUUCAUGGAGCCUGUUGUUGCGCACCUGCUCGUGCUGGCGCUGCGGGAAUGGACGCCAGUCCUCUCCGCUGUGGCGCCGCGCGCACCGGACGCUGUGUCCGCUGCAUGCGACGACAUUGAGGAGGCGCUAACCGCGUUUAGCAGUGACUGUACCGCCCUCAUCACGGACGAGCUGUGGAACCUGUCGACCGCGCAUCAGUGCAUGCGCCUUGCGGCGAUGCUGAACAUGGCGUGUUACUGCGAACACGCGAUUCAAGCGCUCAUGCGCGAGCACACGCCGGCACACAAGGUGCACCACGCACAGUCGCAACAGCAGCAGAAGUCACGGAAACCACAACAGCGAGACCACCAUCACAAGCCAUCGCACCAGCGGCAGGCGGUUGACCCUUCCCAUACACACGCGCGCCACGCAGACCCAUGUGCACGUGUGUAUGCUCACGUGCAGUCGUGCAUGCAUGACAUCACCACCGCUGCCCUCAACGUCAUGUCUGAUUGCAUCACGGCCACCGCACGGCGCGCGCUGCUGGCGCUUCCAUCCACGUUCAAACACCUAACAAUCGCAGCUGACGCCCAGCACACGCAUCAAGGCGCUGCUCGUAGCCACACAUACGCAGCCACAGACAGCAGCAAUGAUGGUGAUGAUGACAGCGACGAUGGUGGUGACAGUGCAAGUGAUGGCGAGAGUCAAUCUCAUGCAAUGCAGGGCGUGCAUCAACUGGCGCACAAGUGCCGCCAAAGCGUGCUCACCUCGCUUCAGCUGUUUGUUCCGCACACAGGGGCGGUACCGCUCACGCUGGCAUGCUUGCAGGCACGGGCGAAGCUUUAUUCCGCCAUCGAUGAUGCGUGCGCCUCCAUAGACACGUGCACACCUGACAUUGCUGGCGCCGUCAAUGUGUUGCUGGCCGCUGUUGACGACUGCACCACCAUUGACGCGCAUGGAACAACAGCCCUCGCAUCCGCCCUGGCGAUUCAGCACGGCGCAGGGGCAUUAUUGCAAGAUGGCACGCCCUUUGACGCGCUGUUGCUCGUGCUGUCACAUUCAUCAUUCCUGACGUCGAUGGUGAAGAAAUUUCAUCAUGACGCUGAUGUUAUUCGGGAAGGCAAUCGCUUAAUCGCUCUCACGGCGGCAGACAUCGACAAGCUGCAGCAGCUGUUUGCGGACGGCAAGAUGGGCCGCCUCGCCACCGCCCUCACCGCCAUCGGCAUCACCGCCCUCUCCCCACGCCACGCCGGAGAUUAUUUACUCCGACGCAGCGAUGCGGCGUGA
Molecule: messenger RNA, 2352 nt
Organism: Salpingoeca rosetta
Lineage: Eukaryota; Choanoflagellata; Craspedida; Salpingoecidae
Exons: 12
Coding region: 37-2352 (771 amino acids)
Source: RefSeq, a predicted model, not a curated record